GGCUCCUUCGGUUAUGGUUUAACUUUGUUUUUGAUCUUCCUUGGGAUUAUUUUACACAUCUGGAAACGGUUUGCCAUUGAUACAUCGUGACAGAAGAUUACAAGUGUCACCGAUAAGCAAUUUAAUGUUGUAGCUAAUUAUACAACCCACGGUAUUUCCAAGUGUUGAAGUGGCAAAGGCGACCUACUUUGAAAAGAUUUCUCGAGGCAGUGACUUCGUGGUCGUUAGAUGCUGGCUUUCGCUAGCUAUAAGAGGUAUGGAAAGCUAUCUAGUCAGCUAAAGAGGUGAAUACCUCAUUCCCCAUGUGAUGAGCCCUUGUGUCACUGAGUCACAGACAUGGAUAGCUUCCGAAACCUCGAAGAUGAGACGUUUCCCAGCUUCAUCUCCAAUGCUUCAAUGGGCAAUAGUGGCUGUGCCACUCUGGGCAAUGUGACGCUCGGGUCCACCCUCGGGGUACCCAUGGCUGCUUCUACCGUUGCUAAAAUUAGAACUACAGCAGACAACAGGUUAACUGAUGUCCAAGCAUCUUACUUGGAGGAUGGCCCACUUUCUUGUAUGCAUUCUCAAGGCUCAAACUACGAGAAGGAGAAGUUUGUACUCAGCUUCAAAGAUGAUUUGGAUCGUGCAGAUGACUUCAUCGCUGCUAAUCGGUUCUCAGAACUACUGGUGAAAGUUAAUUUUGAUGAUUUGGGAUGUGUGUCCAGUUCUAAGGCUUCUGUAACCAAAGUGGGACCACCUUCUGCCCUUGCCCGGCCCUCUGAUUACCCCAGUGACAUUUCAAGUGGCCUGCUCACAUUUUCUCAGACUGGGAGUAAAGAAACCUUGGCUGCUCAGGGUAUAUUGGCCCCAGCCCCCAUAGAGGAAGAGUCUCCCGGGAGUGAGGCAGUGGACAGUGAUGGUGUGAGUGGCAGUGUUGCCAGCUUCUUGGCAAAUGAGAAGCUCAUGUCACUUGACAGCAUGAACAGUGAUGUUUCAGAUGAUGACCUUGACAUGGACCGCCUGCAUGAAGAAGAGCUGAAACAGUACUUCAACAAGCUGAUUCCACCUGCCAUGCAGAGAGGCCGGGUUGAGGGACAGGAGAUCCCUGCUGCUGCUCUACCUGGCAGUCAAGCUAGUUCGUCUCAGACAUGUUUUACUGAACCAGAUUCAUCAUCAAAGACCAGAUACAACUUCCUUGACAAGUGUGAUGAGGAGGACUUUUGCAUGCCUGAUGUGCGACUGGCUGCCACUGGUAUGGACUCCUGCCCUGCCAGUGAUGAGGACACAGAUGAUGAGCUGGAUGCCUCACAGAACCAUAGCAGAGCGAGAUUCCUAUUGCCUAGUACCUCCAGACAACUGGUUGGUGAAAGCCAUCAGCCUAAUUUCAGGCCAGGCCUGGAAGGGGGGAGCUCAGAUGAUGAGCCUCAUCAAAGAGCACAAAUUCUGGAUUCCAGAACCGGCAUCGAGCAUCGGCGCUCUGCUGAGGGACAAGUAAUCGAUUCACCCAUCACAGGAGAUGGUGGAGGUGGUGAUGGAAGCAGCGGGAGUGAAGAAGACGGAAAUGAUGGUGGUGUGUCUACAAUCCCUCUGCCUACUGGUGUUCAGACCACCUAUGAUGUGCUCCGGGGACUGGGCAUCGUGGGAGGAAGUGGAGCGAGUGAGAAUGAUCAGCUGCUCUCUCAGCUACCGGGGUUGGGCAGAUCUUGCUUGGCAGGACAAAGCAAGAUGGGAGACCGUGUGUGCCCAGUUGGUACUGGGGAACCUGAACCUUCUGUUCAAGGACCUGUCAGCCUUUCCCCAGUUAACUGGAGUAUUAAUCAGGACCGGCAAGAGGCGUUUGAUACCAUGGAUAGUUCACACUCAGGUGCAGUAUCUCUAGAAGAACGCUUUGAUUCCAUAUACCUUAGGGCUGGUGCUGACCGCAACCUCCAGGAUUCUGUCUCAGUUCCUCAAGGCACUCAGAACAGUUUCCACAUCUUGGGCAAAACUCCUGUUGGAGAGAGUGAAGUAGGGGUUGACCUUGGGCAGACUAUGGACUUUAAUGCUUUAGGACUUCGUGGAGGCCCUUGUGGAGACUCGUUCAACCUCGAGCAACAGCCAAAUGUCACUAGUAAUGAGCGUCCUGGAGACUCUCUGGAGGCAAAGUACCUUUCUCAGAGCUUCCAUCCGAAUGAAGGCGGGCAUAGUGAUAUUUGGAAUCACCGCUCAGAUGAUGUGGAACUAGAGUUCCAACAAGGUGCAAAUGCUACUCAUAGUGUUGUCUACCAAAAUGAGGAGGGCAAGUGGGUGACUGAUCUUGCCUACUACUCCUCUUUCAAAAAGGAGAUGGAGACAGAUAUGCCUGAGAAUAUUGCUGCACAGUUGGAGUCAGAGGAUUUUGUUGGUGGCAGUCAGGUCAUGGAAAAGAUUAUUCAGGAUCAAAAAGAGUUUGAAAAGGAGCAUCAGUUCAUGCAGGAGGAAAAAAUUGAAGCAGUUAACACUGGUACAGCCCUUGGUGAUACCUCUUGGAAAGUCCCCUCUGGUAGCUACAUUUUGAUGAGGGCCUCCCAAGUUUCCAAUGAGUUUGAGAAGGGGGACCAAAGUUAUUUGCGCAUUUCCCUGGGGGAGUUUUUUCAGCAGCGCUCUGAGGCUCUGGGCUGUUUAGGGAGCCGUGCUGAGGACAACAUAAAGAGGCCCUCAUUUGGUUAUGUAAUCAACUCUCCAGAGAAGAGGGAGCCCUUUGCUCUGCUCCGGCCUUCUGAUUUCUCUUCCAGGGGAGGCUCUGUUCACAGCGACACAGUGGAUCUCAGUGAUACUGAUGAGACUAUGAAUCCUGAGGAUUUGGAGAAAACCAUUGAACCCACAGCAGCUGAGCUUCACCCAGCGAAUGAUUCACUUCCAGAGACAACUGGAAAAAAUGUCCAGAUUCCACCUGUGUUGUCACUGGGUGAUGAGCAGAGUUCAGGCCUCAGUUCUGAAUCACCCAAUUCCAGCAACAGCCUAACGCUGAGCAUUAGCACAAUUGCUUCGGCAAUUGCAGAUGCUUCAUUCAGUUCUGAUCCAGCCCAGCUUGCAGCAAUGAUAAUAGAGUUGUCCAAAAAGGGUCACCCAAAACAUGGUCAGCGGGCAGGGGAAGCUGAUCAGAACCCUGUUCCUGAACAAGUGCUUCAGGACCCUAUGCAGAAAACUUUAUCCCUGGGUGACCUGAGUGCUCUUGACAUGGAGAAAUAUCUAAAGAAGGCUGAGGUGUCCAGCAGUGACAGUGAUUGUUCCAACUCCCAGUCCUGCCUUGACAUCCUGAGCUUGGCCGACUCCAACAGGUCGACACAGACACAGUCUCUUCCCUUGCAAAAUGAAAUUGGUGUUCAUGUUGAAGAUUCAAUCUCAGAGAGAACUCAAGUAAUAAAGAAAAGCCAAGUAUCAAGUGUUGUAUCCAACCAGUCCAAUGGCACUGUGUCAGAAGUUAAACGGUCAGAUGUGAAGAGAAGUGCAAUUCCUCGGCCAAAGACCAGCAUUACAACAGCCACAGCAAAUCCAGCUAGGAGAUCGGUCUGUGCAGGGCAGCCACUGACAUCGUCAACCGUCAGAUCCAGACCUGUGGAAGUCAAGUCCGGGGCUGAAAGAAGCAAAAGUGAGGGCCCUACAGCCACUCCGGCGAGAAACAGAAGUUGUCUAGAACCCAGGGGCAAAAUGGGCACCGCUCGACCACAGGUGUCUGGCGCCUGUCACUCUCUGAAAGGGAAUGGCUCCUCAAUAGAGCCUUCUGCCACUCCAAAGACCUCUCCUGCGGUUCGAAGCAGUCAGCGUCCCGAGCUGCCAUUACCAAGGAGCUCACCGCACACUCCUCGGAGCAAAAGCUGCACGGGGCGACUGGAUGCAUCCACCACAGAGGAGGAACAUUCACUGAGGAGCCCCUCCCAGGCUGUGGGAAAAGAGAAGCCAACAGCUGCUCAGCAGAAUCCUCUCCAAAGCUCUCCUGAGCACAGUGCCACUGGUGGUGUGGAGGUUGGCCACUGCUCCUUCAGACCAUCAACCUCUCCACUCACCCAUUCAAGCCCCAGUCAGACUUUACUGCCUAGUCGAUAUGGGGAGCUGUCUCCGUCCUCCAGUGCUGAUGUGGGUGAGCAGAGUCCUGGGGCUAAUCCCCUCUCACCCCAGUCUCACUUCCCCAGUCCAUCUUUUAGCAGGCUUACCUAUCUCUCUGUUAAUGAGAACACUGUACUGCCCACUCCGGAUCAACAUAAGAAAAAUAACUCCAUGACUCUGAGCACCACCAUCAUCAGAGCAAGUCCCACUCCACCAGGGGACCCUGUUGACACAAACGGACCUGUCCAUCAGAAAACUAAUGCAGGCAUGGUUGUCUCUUUAAAGAGUCCACAAUCUCCUUGUCAUACAGAAACUCCCUAUCUGAUCCAGAAGGCCUCAGAACUUUGCCCACGUAGCCAAAGUGAGUGCAACUUCUGUGAAGACUACACAAGUGAGGGUGGGACAGGGAAAUACCAAGCUGUGCCUGGGCUGAGUCUGUACCCUCAGGGUGACUCUGGUUAUUCCAGCAACCUCAACAUCCAGCAUCAGCCUGGCAUUAUUGGGGAACAGGGUACCAAUCCAUUGCCUAAUAUCUCAGGACCAGGGACUGAAGCUUUCUUCUGCUCUCGCUAUGUUCUCCCCUCUUCCACCUACAAACCUGAAGACUUGAGAUACAGGUUGACCACCCAGGGUGCUUUGUCAGACCUAACAUCUGGUUUGCCAACUCUUCUAACUGGACGAUCAAUCUUUAGCACGCAGCUAGCACAGCAGUACUUUAACACGGAAGGGCCUUCCUCCUACCAUUUAGGAGCCCUGGCUGGACCGUAUGGUUUGUCGGCUGCCAUACCUAGUGCCAAUCCGCAUAUUGGGCAUGCACAUGUACCUGGGCCAGCAGGUCUGUCAUCUGCCUACAUGAAUGCUGGCCAACACCCUCAUCAGUACCCCCUAAGCAAACCUUAUGGACAACCCAUUGUUGGGGCUUGGUCUGCAAGGGACCUGGCUGAUCUCACAAGCCAAGUGGUUGUCCCAGAAGAGCUGAAAUUUCCCAGUGCUUGCUGUGUGGGCAUUGCAUGUCAAACGUCCCUCAGCAUUUUUAACCCCUCAGAGCGAUGGCAACAAGUUGUCAUCUCCAUAGCAAACCUAUCCAUCGAUGGAGAAAAGGUGGACUCCCUCCCAUACCAGUGGCUGAUUGUGAAGAAUAAGACCAUAAUUGGCCCCAAGAGUACAGAGGAGCAGAAGGUUUUGUUGAUUGCUCCUAGGGCUGGCCUGUACCAGUGCACUCUCAGCGUGUCCUCCUGGCCUGCCUCUGCUGAAAGUGAGACUGUGGCACAUGCUGAAGCCUUUGCCAAGAAAGUGGUGCUUGUUGCUGUGGCAGAGAACCCUGCAAUACAAGUAGAUAUUGACAAGACGGGAUGUCUGGACUUUGGAGACAUGACAGGAGGCAGCGUCAAGGCCCUGCCACUCAAACUGGUGAACAGGACUCGUGCCACUGUGCCCAUUCGCUUAGUUAUCAGUGCGAAUGCCUCAGCCUGGCAUUGCUUCAGCUUCUCCAAGAGUCCUCUUGCUAUGACUGGAGAUGGCUCUGUCCUUUCUAGUGGGAACUUGAACCCUGUUUCUGCCCCAUCAGUCAUAAAUCAUGUGAUGCACUCCAGCUAUGGAGAUAAUCCAGAUAGCUUCUUGGUGUGGGUUCAUUUUAAUGCACCUCAGAAGUUCAGCAUGAAGUCUGGUGAGUUAGGCCCAGCAGAUGAUUUCAGUGCUCGAGUGGAUAUCGAGGUGGACAGCCCUGGCCCCAGUCGUGUUAUCCAAAGUGUUGCCCUCAGGGCGAGGUCAGGGACAGCCAGAGUACAUGCCCCCAAAGACCUGCAGCCCGUUUGUCUUCAGUCCCUGUUGGGUCAGUCAGCCAGGCAGAGUCUACCCCUGAAGAAUGCAGGCAAUAUUGAUGUCCAUCUCCGAAUGAAGAGUAAUGAUUGUAACAGCAGCUUCUCAGUGAAGCCAGAUGAGCUCAUCUUACGAACUGGAGAGGAACAAAAUGUCAUUGUCACUUUCACGCCCCAAGACAGCCGGAAAUGCAUAGAGGGUGUACUGACUAUCUUCGUGCUGCCCAGCGGGCCACAGUAUGAGGUUGUCCUUAAGGGAGAGGUUGUACAGGGGAAUUCUGGGAAUGCGUCAACUACACCUGUCACAGUGCUCCAUUCUGAGGUGCCACCUAUCCUCUCCAACAAACAGUUCAUGUCCUGGGGAGGAGUCACUCUGGGUAGGGCAGUGCAGCAGAAGCUGGUGUUGAGGAACAAUUCUCCCACUGCCUCGCAGCAGCUCCGCCUCCUUAUAAGAGGUCAGGACCAGGACUGCUUUCAGUUGCAGAGUACUUUUGGCCCUGAUGAGCGGUUGACUCGGAAUAGAGAAAUGUUAAUCAAGCCCAAAGAGGAUGUAGUAGUUCACCUUCUCUUUGCUCCUACUCGUGUUGCAUCCAUGCUGGCCAAGCUAGAGAUCAAGCAGUCUGCUUUGCGAACCUCCCACCCAGGGGUUAAAUUCACAAUCCCUCUGUCUGGAUAUGGUGGGACAAGCAAUGUGAUCCUGGAGGAUGUGAGGAAGUGCUCUGAUGGCUACGUAGCCACGCUGAGUGGUGUUCAGGCUGGCAGGGUCAGCAAGCUGUGCGUCUGUGUGCGCAACACAGGCUCUCGCGCCGCUUUUGUCAGAGCCGUCGCCUACAUCGACCUGGAGAAGCGCACGGUCAUGCAGUCUUCUGCCAUCAGCCUGUCACCUUCACAGUUUGUGCUCAAGGAGAGGACUCAAGAGGUGAUUACAGUGGUGAUGAAGGCAUCUCGUAGGGAGCAGGCUCUCUGCCAGUCACAAAGUGCCGUCCUUGCCACUGUCUGCCUCUUCUGUGGAGACGAGAUAUCUCGCCAGCAGUUCAGGAAGUUACUGCGCAUCAAACCUGAAGCAGGGAAAAAAGUAUUGUCUGAAAACAGCUUGUUGAAAAACAUUUCCUUUGAUGAGCCUUUCCUUGGAGAGGAGCUUGUUCAGGAAGCUUAUGACCUUCCCCAGAGGCCAAAUGAGGCUCAACUUUUCUAUGGCAACAUGAAUAAGGUUAUUCUGUCCCUCUUGGGCUCGGUGGAAAUGUCCGACUCAGGAGAGAGCGACCACACUGAGUGCCUUAAGCCAUCUCAGCACAACAUUCCUGACUCGGACAGUGGAUUGGGGACAUCGGAGCGUCAGUUUAGUAAUGUCUCCCUAGAUGUGCUGCCAGUGAAAGGGCCACCACUGUGCAUCUCUGAGCCUGUGCUAAAGCAGCCUGAGCCUCGGGUGAACCACAGCUGGAGCAUCCAGCCUGAGCAGCUCCUACUCACUGCGCCUAGCAUCAAUGGUACAGCUGACACCAAGCAUAUGCAGAUCCGGAACCAUUCAGAUUGUGAGAUGGGCUUUGAGCUGUCCUGGCCAGCUCAUUGCCUGACCAUCACUCCUCAACACGGAGUCAUUCAGCCCAGGAGCCAUUUGCAGGUUCUCAUCAGCCCAAAUCCCUCACUGGCUACAAAUUCCUCCAUGCUCCCUUGGAUUGGCCAGAUCUAUGUUCAGUGUGACGAUCAGCAGAAGUCCGUCCGAGUGCAGAUCCGUCAGGACCUGGCCAUGGACACCUCCACUGCAGGCCCUUCCCCAGACCGCUCGCUGUGCCCCCUGCCUCCCCAUACAGAGACCCCUGCAGGCCCAGGUCUGAAAUCCCAGAACUGCAGCCCACAGCCACAGGUGGAAAUUAAGAACCGCACUCUGGUCUUUCCCUCCACCCUUUCAGGAGAGUCCUCAGAAUGUUGUCUAGAGGUGGAGAACAAUGGAGAAGAAGUGAGGUGGUACCUUUCAUCUUUCGCUCCUCCGUAUGUCAAGGGUGUAGAUGGUAGUGGAGAUGUGUAUCGUGCCACGUAUACCGCAUUCAGAUGUGAGAGAGUGUCUGGGAUGCUGGGUGUUAAAGACAAGAUGCAGGUGCCAAUUGUAUUCCUCCCACGGGAUGGGGGAGACUAUGCUCAAUUCUGGGAUCUGGAGUGCCACCCGGUGGCCAAACCACAGCAGAAGAGCCGUGUCCGCUUCCAGCUCUGUGGCAUGGGUAUAAGGGCGAGUGCAGGGCACAGCCAUAAAGACGACUGUACUCUAAUUCGAACUGAAGGCAAUGUGAAGAGCAGGAAGCGAGUGGAGUUUUCAGGCCCUAGGGCUGGCAUGGAAGCCUCCAGACGAGGAGUGUAUGCACCUCAGAGCCUCUACACGUUCCCUGCCACCCGCGUGGGGGAGGUCAGCACACUGAAGGUUAACUUUCGCAAUAGCUCUUCCAGUAUGCAUGAGCUGAGAUUCUUGAGUCCUACAGAGCCUUUCUACAUCAAGCAUUCCAAAUAUUCCCUAAGGACACAACAUUACAUCAACCUCCCUGUACAGUUCAAGCCAGCUGCGGUAGGCCAAUUCUCCGGCUUGCUUCUCGUUCAGUCAGAUGACGACAUUGAACUCAACAUAGACCUCACCGGGGAAGCUGUACCCUGAGCCAGCAUGCUUAAGAUGCUCAGUCUUUCACUUGCUUUGAAGGUUAUUGUGAGGCACAAAGAGGAAAAUUUGAUUUUAGAAGUGAAUGUUUUAGUAAGGGCUCAUCCUUAGAGUUCAAGUGCAGGAUGGACGGUGAAUGAAGCAUAUGGUGUCCAUAUUCUACCGAACUGGAUCACAUGGUGUGCCUGGGGCAUGUUCUAUGAUGCAUUUCCAGUUUUUGAUGUCCAUCACAGAUUUAAAAAUAGUAAUCAAAUGUUUAAAUUGGAGAUUUGACUUCAUUAGUUGACAGUUGCACAUUUUGUACAAUACACUGUAGAUGUAUUUAUUUUAAAAUCACUGUUCUAAAUAAAAUAAAGAUUUUCAUAUUUAGUUGUGUUUAUGUAAAUUGUACCCAUAACAUUAAAAGUACAUCACUUAGAUUAAUUAGAAGACAUUUCAAAUACACUUCCAAAGAAAGAAUGACUGACGUAUUUGCUUAUUAUUGCAAAUAUAUCAGUGGAAAGGGAAAUUAAUGGACAAAUUAAUUUCUUUGGAAAAAGGAACAUGUAUUCAGUUUAGAAUUCUAAUGUGGCUUUUAAUGGAUCUAAUGGGUUUCAGAAUUGACACUUGUUGCUGGCAGUAUCUUUGUUUGUUUAUAGUAUUUUUGGACUUAUGUCUACUAUCCUUAGAUAAGUUCUCAAGUCAUUCUGGAUAAGAUUGUUAAAUGUCAUAAAUAUGACUGCCAUAAUGUAAUGCAGUGUAAUUUAGAAUUAGUUCUUUUAAUGACUAAAUAUCAUUAAUAGAAAAAUCAACUUCAGAUUAUUGAUUUGCAAAAUCUUGAUGAAAGCAUACCAUACAAUUAGUGCACAGUAGGUCUAAAUACACUGUGACAACUCAUGAAGUACUGCUAAUGAACUUGCUGUGUGCAAUCACUAAAUCUGUAAUACAGGGUUCAACUCCAGACUUCAACCUGUCUUAUUUCUGAUCCAUUUGAAAUUGAAUAAAAGAAAACCAUAUCUUUCCAUAUGUAAAAUGCAUAGAUCUGGAUUGUGUAAUUACUAAGCAUCUUUUCAUGAGAAUGGUGUGCAGACCUGGAGGAGGCUUCUGCAGCCAUGUAUACAGCUGUAUGGUAGCACUGGGGACUUCGCUGCCAUCUUCAUGGUGGCUGAGAAAAUCAGUAGUAUACUUACUCCAGGAGCUUGUGCAUUUGAAAUGUCUUAGUUGCAUUUAGCUGUUAGUUUGAAGAAACCAGCAUAGUUGUAAUGAAGUGUCAAUACCUGGGUGCACUAUUAUGAGGAAAAAUGGUGUUUCUGGAAGGGUACCUAUUGCUUCUCAUUGAAAAUUUGUUUAUCAUCAGACAGAAAUGGAUUUUCUCUUUUUGAAGACCCACCUAAUAUACAUUCCUUGACAUUUCCUGAAAGACAGCGCAGCUGGUAAACCCUCAUGGUUUUGGCCUGUUAUCACAGCAAGACCUUAGCAUUUUCGCAGGACCACUGUUGCACACACACAGCUCACAAGUGCAUUGUGUUUACAGACAUCAGUGCAAACUAGGCUUGUCCAGGCUCCUCAACCUAUGGCUACAAUAUUCAGAAGGCCAGUUUACCAGGGCCAUUUAACAUGUGCUCCCACUGUGGUUUUGACCUUUUUAUAUUUUUCAUUCAUCAAUUAUUUUCACUCUUGUAUUGCAUUUUAUGCUCAUAAUUAAUUUCUGUUCAGUAUUAAGGAAAGCUCACACUCUGGCCUAUGUACCUUUGUUGCAACCCCUUGCAAGCUGAUAACUCAAGGUUUAAUAACUGAACAAUGCAGAAAGCACCAGUUUUUAACUGUUGGUCAUGUUUUCUUUACUUUGAUGACAAAUGAAAGGUGAGAACUCCCAUAUUAAGACUUUUACAAUUUUAUAUCUGAAGUGCUUACUUUGAAGAUAAUUUAUGCUGAAUAAACAUGUUUCUCGGCCAUCAGCACUAAAUCUU
This is a messenger RNA of Electrophorus electricus (electric eel), 10451 nucleotides long. The record is from RefSeq and is a predicted model, not a curated record. Lineage: Eukaryota; Metazoa; Chordata; Actinopteri; Gymnotiformes; Gymnotidae.